This is a messenger RNA of Saccharomycopsis crataegensis, 1872 nucleotides long. Its product is annotated as PIG-X/PBN1 family protein. Gene Ontology annotation, biological process: GPI anchor biosynthetic process. The coding region runs from base 1 to 1872 and encodes 623 amino acids. Gene Ontology annotation, molecular function: mannosyltransferase activity. The transcript has a single exon. NCBI's taxonomy places the organism in Eukaryota, Fungi, Ascomycota, Saccharomycetes, Ascoideales, Saccharomycopsidaceae. Gene Ontology annotation, cellular component: glycosylphosphatidylinositol-mannosyltransferase I complex; endoplasmic reticulum membrane. The record is from RefSeq and is a predicted model, not a curated record.
AUGUCAGGCCCAAUAAAGCAUAGAAUCACCGUGAUAUCAUCCAACAAAGUGGACAACACCGAUCUUGACUCUCUCCACCUUUCCAGAGCUAAAUGGGUAUUACCUAAGGGAGAUUACCAACGUCAGGAUAAAUUCCUGUUCCCAUUCGACAAAUUCGCGUCGUUAUUUAUCGAAGAUACCACGAAAUUCGACAACAUUGCCGAGUUUGCUAUUCAAUGGGGGGUUUUCAAUAAUUCGUUAGUGGCAAAACAAUUGGAACAACGUAAUCAGGAUUUAAAAAACUUGAAUAACGCAUUGUCAAAAUACGUCGAACCUGGAUACUCGGUGUUUGCUAAGCCAAUCCAAGGGGCUACUGGUGAUACCCUUUUAACCGACCUUAUGGAUGUCAUUGGGAAUAUCAAUGAUUAUGGCAUUGAAGCAUCCCAAUUCAUCAGGAACCCAAUGUCAUGGAACUAUUUCAAUAAUGAUUACCACUCUACCAGCCAACUUCCUCCAAAACUUGCUAGUUUCUUAGAAGAACUUAUUUGUUCUGCGGAGAUUUCAUCAGAGCAUAAGGAAACUUGCAAAGCGGAUUACUCAAGUUUGCUCAAACAUCUUUCAUCUCUAUCGCUCGAAUUCAAUAAUAAACUUUCCUCUUCGAACAAAGGCGCCGAUGAUCUUCGUGAUCUUACCAUCACAUUAUACUGGAAUACUGGUGCUUUACAGAAUGUGCCAUCGACAACAAUCCACAAAGUUGACAACAACGAAAGGCUAACCCGUGAAAUUGGAAUGUUCGAAAUCGACCACCGGGCAUCCACACUUAAUGAUCUCAAUCUUUUCGGCAUCAGUGCCCAACUCCCAUCGAAACUCGAACCAAAAUUCAAUCAUGACGGUACCCCACUCUUCAAUUCCGAAGAUGACGAUACCCUCGUGGCCCAGAAAACCAUGUUCUACGUCCUGCCACGCCACAUAACUUUGGAUCCCAGCGGCGGUCAUUUGGUGUAUUCCCUGAAAUUUCAAACUCCUAUUGGUUUACACCCACAACACCAAGUGACCAUCGCCGGCAACAAGCAGGAUUCCAUCAAGAGAAACACUACCUCAGGGAAACUCGCGCUCGAGCCGCCAAUGAACCCAAAGAUGUUUGAUUGUGAACUUUUCAGUUACUAUCGUCUUCCAAAUACCCUUUUCCUCGAUCGUAAUGAGUUCACCUCGGAUAAUGGUGAUGUGGAGCUUGUUGGGGUCUGGGGGGCCACCGAUCUUGAAGCCCCACUGUACAAAACUCCUGAAUGGGGUAGUGAUGCGUUAUUGCGGGUAAAGGUGCAACCUCGCGAUCCAGAUCAAUUUGAUAUUAAUGGAGAAUUACAACCUUUGGUAAAUGAUGAUGAUGAUGAUGAUGAUGAUGAUGCUACACUCUACUCAUUGAAAUUGCAUUCCCGGUAUCAAUCGGUGGACACUACCCCAUAUUAUAACGGAUCGAUUGCCAAACCCGACGUGUUUUGGGCAUGCGAACUUUCGGAACAUCGUCUCGACAGCUUAGUAGACGAAGGGUUAAUCAAGGCCAAUGAGGCGGAGAAUAUUAAAAAUCAAUACGAUAAUGACCUAAUUUACAAAAACCCAUUGGAUACUAAACUUGGAGUAUCAAUGGAAGGAAUCUUCACCGAUAACACGGUGUUCUAUCAUUUUGUCGCCAACGUCAGCGAUAUUUCUGAUAAUGCGAGCUUCCAAGAUAAUUUCACUAUUCCAAGAGGUAAAAAAGAAGACUUCUUCAUCAUCCAGGUUGCGACGUUGGUGGUGGUGGUGUCAAGUUUAUUAUACUUGUUAAGAAAGGCUGUGAACGGUUUUACAGCCACCAAGAACCAAAAAAAGUCCAAGGAUGAUAAAAAGAACCAAUAG